Mytilus trossulus (common blue mussel) is the source of this 2753-nucleotide messenger RNA. Its product is annotated as b(0,+)-type amino acid transporter 1-like. NCBI's taxonomy places the organism in Eukaryota, Metazoa, Mollusca, Bivalvia, Mytilida, Mytilidae. Gene Ontology annotation, cellular component: membrane. Gene Ontology annotation, molecular function: L-amino acid transmembrane transporter activity. The transcript has 14 exons. The coding region runs from base 161 to 1702 and encodes 513 amino acids. The record is from RefSeq and is a predicted model, not a curated record. Gene Ontology annotation, biological process: amino acid transmembrane transport.
GCCCCACGCAUUGUGUGUCACCCGACUAGAUCGACGCAUGCACACAAGUGACGACACAGGAAUGUACAUCGUUAAUCUUAAUCCCUAGAAGAUACUCAAAACAUACAUUAUGUAAAAUUGACCUAUGUGAUGUCGAACUGAAGAUCUUGGACAAUUAGCUAUGGAAAACAAAGCUUUUCAAGAAGAUGAUGGUAAAAAGUACGGAACGGUGGACAAUGGAACGCGACAGAGAACCUUCCCCAAUGGAACAGACAAUGAUGGCAGUCAUGAUUACGAGAAUGUUAAAGAUACAGGGGGAGUUAUCAUUGAACCCAUCAAAUUAAAGCGAUCUGUAGAUCUAAUAAGUGGUACUUCACUGAUAGUAGGAACUAUAAUUGGUUCUGGUAUAUUUAUUUCACCUACUGAUGUAUUGGACAGAACAGGAUCAGUCGGACUAAGUCUGGUGAUUUGGGUUCUUUCUGGACUUCUGGCGCUAUUGGGAGCUUUAUCAUACUCAGAACUUGGAACAAUGAUCCGAAAGUCUGGUGGAGAAUAUGCCUAUAUGAAGGAAGCAUAUGGUGACGUCAUGGCAUUUCUAUUCGCGUGGACUUCCGUUAUUGUAAUAAGGACAUCAUCGGUGGCCAUCAUAUCAUUGACGUUUGGAGAAUACAUGGCUACAUUCUUCCCCAUGUGUGGCUCUCCGGAAAAUAUAAAGAAACUCGUUGCCAUAGUUGUAAUAGUUACGAUUGCUGUAGUAAACUGUAUUGACACAACAUUGGCGGCAAGGAUGCAGGUCUUCUUUACCGGUGCCAAACUAAUAGCUCUGAUGAUUAUUGUUGUUGGAGGAUUGAUUCGACUGGGACAAGGUCAUGUUUCACAAUUUCAAGACUCCUUUAAAGGAAGUGAGACGAACCCGUCAUCAAUAGCCCUGGCCUUUUACAAUGCACUGUGGGCAUACGAUGGAUGGAAUAACUUAAAUUAUGUCACAGAGGAAAUAGAAGAUCCUAAAAAAAACCUUCCGAGGGCAAACAUUAUAGCAGUACUACUUGUUACUAUUGUGUAUAUACUUACUAACAUAUCGUAUCUAACAGCCAUGACAGCGGCAGAACUACUUUCUGUGGACGCAGUAGCAGUCACAUGGGGAGACAGAGUUUUAGGGGGAGCAGCUAUUCUCAUGCCCUUAGCAGUUUUAUUUUCAACUUUUGGAGCUGCUAAUGGUACCCUAUUCAGUGGAGGAAGAGUUGUGUACGUAGCCAGUAGAGAAGGUCAUUUACCCGAAGUUUUGUCGUAUGUACAUUGUAAACGGGUCACACCAAUGCCGUCCAUUGUUUUUACAGCUUUAAUUAGCAUCGCCAUGGUGAUACCAGGAAAUAUAGGAAGUUUGAUUGACUUCUUCAGUUUUACAGCAUGGCUGUUCUACGGUGGAACAGUUGGUUCUCUUAUACUAUUAAGAUUUACAAGAAAGGAUUUAGAAAGACCUUUAAAGAUACCGAUUAUAAUACCUAUAGUAUUUGUGUUGAUCGCUUGUUACUUGGUUAUUGGACCAAUUGUUCAAGAUCCAAAGAUUGAAUUCCUGUACGCCUUUCUCUUUGUUAUUGGUGGACUUUUGUUUUAUAUUCCUUUUGUGUUCUUCAAAAUAGAACUGAAAAUAUUUGCAAAAGUAACAGAAUUUUGUCAAUUGCUAUGUGAGAUAGUGCCUAGCCCGUAUGAGCCUGAUGAUUAACAUCUGCAUACCAACAUUUGAUCACAAUGUGCAAUCUUCGACUGAACAUUGAUUGUACACUAAAUUCAAUGUAACAUCUUAUAAAUGAAUAUUAUCAUAAUUUUAAUACAUUUAGUUUAUUCAAUUCGAUUUAACCUAUAUUCAUUAUUCAUAAUCGUGGAGGACAAUCCCCUCAACAACCCCAUUUUGCAUCAUUAUUUGACGUUGUUUUUGAGGAAGAUAACGGUUUUGUAGGACUAGCUUUAAAGAUGAUAUUUUUAUGUUUUAUCAUUGAUAAAUUCUAAAAAAAGAAAAAAUAUUUUGGUAAAUAUUGUCUAAGUAUUUGUCAUGUAUCUUUGCCAUUUUGUUUAUGUCAUUGUUUAUAUUAUCCCAUAUCGAUUUCCCUCAAGGUAUAAUUGUCCCUUUUAGCAUGUUAUUUUAAAUAUUAUCCCGUAACUAAGUCAUAUAUGCACUUUUUAGUAUGUCAUCUUUUUUUAUUACACUAUAUCUAUUUUUGCGAAGCAUAUAUUUGAGGCAAGAUCUAACCCUGCUGCAUAUUUUGCACUGUCUCAAGUCAGGUACCUCUAACCUGUAUGCUUUUAUGAUUUUAAUUCAUAUAUUUGCUUGGAGUUAAAUGUGACGUCCGUUUUCGCUGAACUAGUAUGUACUUUUGUAUCAAGGCCAGCUCAAACCAGCCUUCUGAUCGGGUUUCCUCACUGUGUCGAAGAUCCAUUGGUGGCUUUCUGUUUUUCAAUCGGGUUGUUGUGUCUCUGUCUCUGUCUCUGUCUCUUGUCGCCGUUUCCAUUUUCAACUUCAUAUAUACCCUUUUGAGCAUGACUUUUUUUAGAUAUCAUCUUGUAUUAAUGUUCUUCAAGGCAUUUAUAAAAGUGAGGUAUUUAGCAAAUAAGUUUGUUUAAACUGACAACGUCUGUCUGAAACUUGCUAAGAAGUCUGAGCUGGAUACCCCAAGUCCCCUAUUUCCACAAUAAAACAGUAGAAUAUGUACAAAGGCGUCUGACUGUUUUAUCUUUGAAAUCAUUUAGGACAGAUGUUGAUUAUCCUUUGUACGUGU